Messenger RNA from Trichechus manatus latirostris (Florida manatee), 1628 nucleotides. RefSeq names its product interferon lambda receptor 1 (gene IFNLR1). The record is from RefSeq and is a predicted model, not a curated record. Gene Ontology annotation, molecular function: protein binding; cytokine receptor activity. Bases 1 to 1560 code for a protein of 519 amino acids. Gene Ontology annotation, cellular component: plasma membrane. Gene Ontology annotation, biological process: cytokine-mediated signaling pathway. NCBI's taxonomy places the organism in Eukaryota, Metazoa, Chordata, Mammalia, Sirenia, Trichechidae. The transcript has 7 exons.
AUGGUGGGGGCCCGGCAGUGGUCCCCCCUGCUCCUCUGCCUGCUGCAGUCCGCUCCAUGGAGACCCCGCCUGGCCCCUCCCCAGAACGUGACGCUGCUUUCUCGGAACUUCAGCGCGUACCUGAUGUGGCUCCCUGGGCCUGGCAACCCCCAGAACGUGACUUAUUUCGUGGCCUAUCAAAGCUUUCCAAACCCCAAACAUUGGCGAAAAGUGAAAAAGUGUGCAGGAACGAAGGAGCUGGUGUGUUCCCUGAUGUGCCUGGAGAAACAGGACCUGUACAACAAGUUCAAGGGGCGUGUGAAGGCAGUUUCUGCCAGUGCCACCUCCCCCUGGGUGGAGUCCCAGUACCUGGAUUACCUUUUUGAAGUGGAGCCAGCCCCACCCACCCUUGUCUUCACCCACACGGAGGAGAUCCUGAGCAUCAAUGCCACAUACCAGCUGCCACAGUGCAUGACCUCAGUGGAUCUAAAGUAUGAGGUGCACUUCUGGAAGGAAGGGACCGGGAACAAGACCGUAUUUCCCAUCACUCCCCACGGCGAGCCAGUCCGGAUCCCCCUCCAAUCAGCCGCAAGCAGACACCACUGCUUCAGCGCCAGGACCAUCUACACCUUGAUUUCCUCCAAAUACAGCGAGCUCUCCAAGCCCACCUGCUUCUUCCUGGAGGCCUCAGGAAUCAACUGGCCAUUCCUGGUGCUGCUGCCACUUCUGCUGUCGUUGCUGUUGAUAAUUGCUACAGGGGCUGUGAUCUGGAAGAACUCCAGGAGGAAUGCCUGGUUUCAGCAGACAAAGAUGCCACAGGCCUUGGACUUUUCUGGACACAUACACCCCAUGACAGCCUUUCAGUCCAGCGGCCUGGAGUCCCCAGAUGACUUGACCAUCUGUCCCCAAAAGGAACUGACCAAAAGGGUCCAGCUGACCCCUGGAGUCAGGGCCUCUGCCACCCUGCAGGCAGGGUCUGAGAAGGACAGUGUUGAGACUGAGGAGGAGGACCCAGGUGACAGUGUCGCCUUCCAGCCCUACAUUGAGCCACCCUCCUUCCUGGGGCAAGGAUGCCAGAUUCCACAAUGCUCUGAGGCAGACGGGGUGGACUUAGGGGGUCCCCAGACUCUGAUCCACGUUGAAGGUUCCUCUGCUUCAGGUUAUUCAGGCAGAAGCUGGGCCAGCACUGUGGACUCCUCCUCCUGGGACGAGGCUGGGCCCUCCAGCUAUUUGGCCAAGAAGGGGCCGGGCGAGGGGGUGGUUGGGGACAGGCACUGGGAACCUGUCCCACUACCUGAAGUCUCUGAGGACUCAGGUUUCCAGGAAGAGCCACCGAAAGAUGACCUCUCUGCCUGGGCUACCUGGGGCUCUUCAGCAGAGCCAAAUCUGCUCCCUGGGGAGCUUCCAGUGUCUCUUAGGACACUGACCAUCUGCUGGGACAGCAGCCCAGAAGAGGAGGAGGAGGAAGAAGAUGGGGAGGAAUCGGAAACUGAGGACAGCGGCACCAGCAGCUGGGAGGCCGAGAGCUCCCAGAAGACCGAGGGCAGGGGUGGGUUACUCGGGCAUUACAUGGCAAGGUGAGCCACACCCCUGCUUCCCACCAGGUCUGGUGCGGCUGCCAGGCUGCUGGAUUCCCCAAGUACCCAAGA